UUAACAUAACGUGUUAAAUUCAAAAUCAUAUCAUAUCAUAUAAACAAAGGAACCAUAAUUAUUAUUUUUUAACUUCAGUCAAAUCCUAGCUUCCAUAUACAAAGGGAAACAAAUACUUUUCUUCUCUCUCUCUCUUCUUCAUUUUUUAAACAAAGAAAUUUCCAACUUUAGACAAAUUCCACUUUCCAUAAUCAACUUUUCAUAUCAGAAAAUGAAAAGCCAAAAUUAAAUACUUUGAUUCCCAUUUUUUUACUCAAUUUUUUUUUUUAAUUUUUGCUUAGCAAUUAAUUUCUUCACCACAUAUCCUCAUCCUUUAUAUCCUGAGUCAUAUUUUCCUUAUUAUGCGGAUCCUAUUCACGUUAGUUUUAAUAAAAUAAUGAUUAAAUCGAUAUUUGCUCAGAGACCCACAAAGCUUUAUCAGUGCCACCCUUUGAAUGGAUUCAGAGCAGCAUUUUGUGUCAAGAGGAAGAGGAGUAAGAGGAGAGAAUUGAAAAAGGUGUCAUCAAACAUGAGGAUUCCAGGUGUUAGUGCAGAAUUGCAGAAGAUUUUGAGUGCUAAGAUGGAUGAAGUGGAUGCUAGAAGGCGUGCACGUGAGGCCUUCAAGGAUGUUCAACUUGGGAUUGAUCAUAUAUUGUUUAAGACUCCAUGUGAAGGAAUAAAAAUGGAAGAGUCAUAUGAGAAGAACUCAAAGGGCAUAGAAAUCUUCCACAAAAGUUGGCUUCCAUUAUCAAGGCCCAAAGCAGCAGUGUUUUUCUGUCAUGGUUAUGGAGACACAUGCACUUUUUUCUUUGAAGGAAUUGCUAGAAUGCUAGCAUCACAUGGAUAUGCAGUUUUUGCCAUGGAUUAUCCAGGAUUUGGUCUUUCAGAAGGUCUCCAUUGUUAUAUUCCUAGUUUUGAUGGACUUGUUGAUACUGUCAUUGAGCAGUACACAAAAAUCAGAGAAAAUCCGCCAUUCCAUUCUCUUCCCAGUUUUUUAUUUGGAGAGUCCAUGGGUGGAGCUGUUGCAUUAAAGAUACACAUGAAACAGCCUAAGGCAUGGGAUGGCGCCAUUCUCGUUGCACCCAUGUGUAAAAUUGCAGAUGACAUGGUUCCACCAAUGGUGGUCACUCAGAUCCUGAUUGGUGUAGCCAGUGUUUUCCCAAAGCACAAGUUAGUUCCACAAAAGGAUUUAGCAGAGGCUGCAUUCAGAGAUUUGAAGAAGAGGGAGCAGACGGUUUAUAAUGUUAUUUCUUACAAGGAUAAACCACGCUUGCGGACUGCUGUAGAAAUGCUUAGAACUACUCAAGAAAUAGAUCGACGAAUGAAGGAAGUUUCUCUACCCCUAUUAAUACUUCAUGGUGAGGCUGACACUGUGACUGAUCCAUCAGUGAGCAAAACCUUGUAUGAGAAUGCAAGCUCUUCAGACAAGAAGCUCAAGCUUUACAAGGAGGCCUACCAUGCCCUUCUUGAGGGUGAGCCUGAUGAAAUAAUAACCCAAGUUUUUGGUGACAUCAUUUCUUGGCUUGAUGAACGCAAAAUCAAACCUAAUCAAUCUUCCACCUCCUUCAUUUUCUGAAGACAAUCACCCUCUCUAUGCUGAUUACUUUUGCCAUCUCUUGAUUUAAGUGAAGAAUAUUCAUUCAGAUUGUUCUCAGCGUAGGAAAAUAGAAAGAUGCUGUUGUUUCUGUACAAGUAACUAGAAAGGCUUUGCUACAUAUUUAUUCUGUUACUAGACCAUAACCUUGUUUUAUGUAAAUACCAUAUAAUGUUUAUAUCUUUACAUAAUAAAGAGAAGAAAAAAAAAAGUGGAAACACACACUUGAUGGCCCUUGUAAAGAAA
Cajanus cajan (pigeon pea) is the source of this 1819-nucleotide messenger RNA. RefSeq names its product caffeoylshikimate esterase. Lineage: Eukaryota; Viridiplantae; Streptophyta; Magnoliopsida; Fabales; Fabaceae. The record is from RefSeq and is a predicted model, not a curated record.